This is a messenger RNA of Salvia miltiorrhiza (redroot sage), 864 nucleotides long. RefSeq lists its product as uncharacterized. The coding region runs from base 66 to 719 and encodes 217 amino acids. The transcript has 2 exons. The record is from RefSeq and is a predicted model, not a curated record. Lineage: Eukaryota; Viridiplantae; Streptophyta; Magnoliopsida; Lamiales; Lamiaceae.
AUGUAGACAAGACCACUUGCACAUGUAGAGAGUGGGACCUAACAGGUAUACCAUGCAUUCAUGCCAUGAGUGCACUGCAUUACAUGGGGAGGGAUCCAAUCGAAGUUGUACAUGAAUACUACCAUGUGGCCACAUAUUUGAAGGCAUAUGAAGUUGGCUUAGAGCCAUGCAGAGGUGAAAGCAUGUGGCCAGUGGUUGAAGGCUUCAAGGUGAAACCUCCAGAGGCAAGAAGGAUGCCUGGUAGGCCCAAAAAGAAGAGGUUGAGGUCAGCUACUAAAAGGGAAGGCAUAAAUCCGCAUCAACUGUCUAGAGGAGGGAUGGUCAUGACCUACAGAAGGUGUGGAAAUGCAGGCCACAACAAAAGAAAUUGCCAAAAUCUUACUCUAGAAAUUCCACCUCCUCCCAAGAACAAAGUUGGAAGGCCUUCUAAAACAAGGGCGGAGGACAUGCCAAGCUCUUCAUCUACCAGGGGAGGGACAAGGGGAAGAUUCAGCAGAGGCAGUGGCAGAGGGGGUGGAAGAUCAGGGAGAGGCAGUGCAAGGGGUGGAAGAAGUGAUGUAUUUUUCAGAGAGAGGAACACGGCAAGGUCUGGGCUUGGUCUUUACAUAAGUGAGGCAACAAGAAAUCAGUACAUCAAUACAUCAUCAAGUUCAAGGGACGUGAGGGUUGUGCAAACUAGGAGCAGAACUGCACAAGCACCAAAUGAUCAACAACAAUGAAUGACAUCUAAGUCUUCUUUUUGUAACUCCUUUUGUAAUGAAGAAACAUGUACUUGAACUUCUUGGCCACUUUGAAGUCUGCUACAUUGAACAUAUCAUAUGUUAUUAGUGUGUUUAUGAUGUUAAUCAAAAGUACGGAUGGCUG